Messenger RNA from Effrenium voratum, 823 nucleotides. Lineage: Eukaryota; Dinophyceae; Suessiales; Symbiodiniaceae. The record is from the annotation of a GenBank genome assembly.
CCUUAUAAGUACUGAAUAACAAUAAGACCAUGGAGCACCCAAUCAAACGACGGCGGAAGAGUGCAGUGCUCUUCUUGGAUCUCGAUGGUGUCUUGCAUUCAGUGGAGGCGCCCGAGGAAGAGUUCUUCAACCCAGAGGCGCUGCUGCAGCUCCUGCGGGUGGUAAAAGCUGCCGAUGCACGGGUGGUCUUGUCCUCGAGCUGGCGGCUCAAGCCUCAGCAGCGUCAGCAGGCCACCGAGGCCUUGGGCGCCUUCGACGAGCUCCUGCGGCCCAGCGACGCAACCAAGGACCUCCGGGAUCGCGAAGCUGAGAUCCAAACUUGGCUGCAGGAGAACAAGGCUCAGAUGGAUCGAGUCCGCAAAAUCGAGCUUGAGGUCUGGCCCAAGAAGGAUUGGUUGGUCUUGGACGACCUUCCACUUGACUUGCCCUUGGAGCACCUGGUGAGGACCGAUCCCUUUCUGGGGCUGACCGCAGGGAAGGCUGACGAGGCAAUAGAGAAGCUGCGGAGCAUGAGACAGAGUCUUCCAGUACCUCAGCGAUCUCAGAAUUGACUGACACGCUCACCCAUCAACCACCCAACGGCACCAUAUCGUUUUCUCCUGAACCAGCGCUUCAGCAUCUACUCGACUGCCAGCAUCCACUCCUGCCUACAGCGACUGCGCGGGGUCGAGAAAAAGCGGCCGAUGGGAGUUCAAGUGCAGCAUGACUCGAAGAGCUGGCGGCCAUCUUCUGCUCGAGCUGCGCGUCGCGCGGGCGGCUGAAUCCUGCUGCAUCGCCACAGGCGUGCAUCGAGACAGGUCCCCAAAAGGGGACCUACCGUGCG